AUGGCAGCAGCAAAGCGGACAACGCAGAUGUCUCGACGAAUCAUGACGGCCACGCCUCUGAUUCGCAAGCUCGAAGCCCCCUCUGGCACCGAUCACGACACCGAGACACACUGCAGCCAGUUACGAAGAUGGAAGCAGAUCCCAUCUCUCUCUCUCUCUCUCUCACUCGUUCUUCGUUUCCUUGUCGAAGCGAUCCUCAUUUAUUAUGGUGCACGGGGCAGCGCCGGUCGGACGACCGCUUGCAGCAGGUGGGCGGAAACCGGGAACCGGCAAGGGGAGAGAAAAGGGAGCCUUUCCCUGCCAGCCGGGAAAGGACUUGUCGGCUUGUCAGGCCGGCAGCAGGCUGGGAAACGGAACGUACUAGAGAGAACAUGA
Messenger RNA from Marchantia polymorpha subsp. ruderalis, 375 nucleotides. Lineage: Eukaryota; Viridiplantae; Streptophyta; Marchantiopsida; Marchantiales; Marchantiaceae. The record is from the annotation of a GenBank genome assembly.